Messenger RNA from Crotalus tigris (Tiger rattlesnake), 2834 nucleotides. RefSeq names its product perforin-1-like. NCBI's taxonomy places the organism in Eukaryota, Metazoa, Chordata, Lepidosauria, Squamata, Viperidae. Gene Ontology annotation, cellular component: membrane attack complex. Gene Ontology annotation, biological process: immune response. The record is from RefSeq and is a predicted model, not a curated record. The coding region runs from base 518 to 2227 and encodes 569 amino acids. The transcript has 4 exons.
UCUUCACAAUAUCUGUCAUCUCUCAGAAAUAUAAAGCUGCCCAGUGUCCUGAUAUCCAAACAGAUCUGAAACUAAUCAAAACACUCUGGAUCAAAUUAGGAUACAUCUUAAACUGGGAAUGAAAUCUGCUUGGAUGAAAGGACCCAUGGAUGAAUGAAGUACAUGCGAACACAACUGAAGAUCUUGGAUUAUUAACUUGUGGCCACUUUUGGGCUCAAAACAGCGGAAUUUCAGUGGAACAUCAUCCUCAAAUCACCGAGAAAACAAGGGUCGACCAGACAGCGAGAGAGUGGCUGUGAUGAUAGGAGACAUCAAAUGACAAUUGCAGUUUAAAGGUGAAAGAAGGGAAGAUUGCCAUUCUGACUUCUUUAGAGUGCAAGGACAAAUGAAACAUUUUCCUUUGUUGCAGCUGCAUCACAGAGCAAAACCAGCAAUGAUGGAGUUCUAGCUAUUACCAAGCUGGAAACGGAAUCCAGGUUCAGAAAAAGGAUAAUUCAGAAACGAACUGUCUAAGAAUAUGAAACGCUCUAUGAGGAACAUGUCCCAGCUUUAUCUCUUCUUCAUGGUCUUCCUUGUUUCCUUCCAUUCCUCUCUCCCCUUCCACAACAGUGAAUGCGACACAUAUCCCAGUCCUGUCUGCAAGAAUCAGGCCAACUUCGUACCAGGCUAUAACUUUAUCGGGGAAGGAGUUGAUAUCACCACUCUGGAGAAGAAAGGAGCUUAUGUGGUGGAUAUCAGCAAGUGGCAGGGACCCAACGGGACGUGUACCCUGUGUCGGAAUCAUAAGAUGGGUGAGAAGCUGCAGAGACUCCCCCUAGUUGGGGUGGAUUGGCGGGAGAAGGAAACCUGCCAACGACAAGCAAACAACUUUGUGGAUGAGUUAGACAUAGAUGUGGCCAACGCAGUAGCCAAAGAAGUGAAGAAUGACUGGAAAACAGAGUUCACUGAGGAUUUCAUGGAGGACGACUUGGGGCUCUCCAAAGCCCAGGUGGCUUUUGCUGGCUCUCACUCCAACUUGGCCAUUUUUGCACAUCAGAAAACCCGCGAGGACAGAUACAGCUUUCUGAGGAAUGAGAUCGAAUGCGAACAUUACAGUCUGAGACUUCAGCAGAAUCCUCUGCUGUCCUUCCACUUUGCUUGGGCCAUCGGCAGGUUGCCUCCCUAUUAUGAUCCUGAGGAAUACCAGAAUUUCAUCAACAUCUACGGCACCCAUUAUAUCAACCGGGUGUAUCUGGGCGGGCGAGCCCGCUAUUUGCUGGCCUUGAAAACUUGUGCCAUGAGCUUAAUGGGGUUCACGGUGGAGAAAGUCAAGGCCUGUUUGGAUUUGGAGACAUCCCUGAAAGGUAAAGGGCUUUGGGGAGUUGCUUCCUUCCAUUUUGAAUGUGCCAAGCUCUGGUUCAGGAAAUCUAAACCCAGCUUCUACGACCUUUAUAUGACCCAGCACACCGAAGUGAUAGGAGGUCACAAACAGAUGCUCUUCUCAGACAGCAGAAACAUGGAUCAUCUCUCCGAGUGGAUGGAGAGCACCAAAAGGACACCCGGGCUGGUGUCUUAUUCCCUUUUAUCUCUACACACCUUGUUGAACAAGACGGAUCCCAGGAGGAAUUUUUUGAAGCAAGCCACUGUGAGCUACAUCAAACGGAGAGCCCUAAGGAGAGAUUGUCGCCAAAGCUGUCCCGAGAAUAACUUCAACAGCUUGGUCCGAAGGUGCACCUGCAUGUGUAUACCAAACGGUGUCAUCAAUGACAAAUGUUGUGGCACCGAGCGGGGCAGGGCGUACCUCAGGUUCCAUGUGGACAGUGGAUCCGGUCUUUGGGGUGACCAUUUUUCCUCCACCGAUGCCUACGUCAAAAUUUUUUUUCAAAAACAGGAAAGGCGCACUAGGGUCAUCAGUGGGAACAACAACCCUCAAUGGUCAGAAAAUCUGGACUUUGGGGCUAUCACGUUGGAGGGCAAUGACAGGUUUCUAGUGGAAGUUUGGGACAGUGAUGUCUGGCACGAUGAUCUCUUGUAUAGAUCUCACAGGAUGUUGAGUUCAGGUCUUAGCAAAUGGCAAAAAUGCUACCUCCAUUACGGACACGUUAAGUUCUAUUACGUGUUGAUGUGUGCUCCCACUCUGACUGGGUCCAGUUGCCAUGACUACGUCCCUUUGCAUCUGCCAACCUCCUAUUUCAACGACACUAAUACCAAUUGGGAAACUUCAUGGUCGCACAGAUUUCAUGCCUAGGUACUGCAUGGGUAGGGCUCCUCCUGAUAAAUUAAGGCAUUAUUCAGAAUUGGAAGGAAUCUGUUAUGGUGUCCCUAUGAAUUUUCUUCUAUGCAACAACUGGGAAUGAGUUGUGGAACAGAUGAUUCCUACGCAAUGUACUUGUAGCCCUCAAUUUAUGACCACAAUUGUGCUUAAAAUUUCUGUUGUUAAAGGAGACAAUUGUUAGUCAGUUGCCAAGUGUCUGAAUUUUGAUCAUAUGACCAUGGAGAUGCGGCAAUGGUCAUAAGUGUGAAAAAUGGUCAUAAAUUAAUUUCUUCAGUGAUGUUGUAACUUUGAACAGUCACUAAAUGAACUAUUGUGAGAUAAGGACUAUCUGUAAUUCCAAAACUUUUGAACUUAUUGAUGUAAUAACGUGCUGCCAAAAUAAUUGUUUAAGAAAUCUGACAGAUGGGAUUAAAGACAUUGUGGGAACAUAAAAUCCUAAUAUAGAGCUCUCCUUAUUUACAGGGUAGUCCUCAACUUAUAACCAUUUGUUCAGUGACGGUUCAAAGUUACAACACACUGAAAAAAGUGACUUAUGACCUUUUUCACACCUACAACCAUUGCAGCAUCCCCAUGGUCACGU